AGCCAGGGUGCAGCCGGGAGUCAGUCAGGUUGCGGUUCUGGUGCACGGCGCCCGCGGGAGCUUGUAGUUUGCUACUGUGGCGUCCCUGCCGGAGCCGGCGCCUGCUGGGGCCAGAAGGAGCCGGCAUGGCCUGGGCGCUGAAGCUGCCGCUGGCCGAUGAAGUGAUCGAGUCCGGGCUGGUGCAGGACUUUGAUGCUAGCCUGUCCGGCAUCGGCCAGGAACUGGGUGCUGGCGCGUAUAGCAUGAGCGAUGUCCUUGCAUUGCCCAUUUUUAAGCAAGAAGAGUCAAGUUUGCCUCCUGACAGUGAGAAGGAAAUCCUGCCUUUCCAGUAUGUUCUGUGCGCCGCCACCUCUCCAGCAGUGAAGCUCCAUGACGAGACCCUCACGUACCUCAACCAAGGGCAGUCUUAUGAAAUCCGAAUGCUAGACAAUAGAAAACUUGGAGAGCUUCCAGAAAUCAAUGGCAAACUAGUGAAGAGCAUAUUCCGUGUGGUGUUCCAUGACCGGAGGCUGCAGUACACCGAACACCAACAGCUAGAGGGCUGGAGGUGGAACCGGCCUGGAGACAGGAUUCUCGACAUAGAUAUCCCGAUGUCUGUGGGUGUCAUUGACCCCAGGGCCAAUCCAACCCAGCUAAACACAGUGGAGUUCCUGUGGGACCCUGCCAAGAGGACAUCUGUGUUUAUUCAGGUGCACUGCAUCAGCACUGAGUUCACUGUGAGGAAGCAUGGUGGAGAAAAGGGGGUGCCCUUCCGAGUGCAGAUUGACACCUUCAAGGAGAAUGAGAGUGGGGAGUACACGGAGCACCUGCACUCAGCCAGCUGCCAGAUCAAAGUCUUCAAGCCUAAAGGUGCAGACAGAAAACAAAAAAUAGAUAGAGAGAAAAUGGAGAAACGGACACCCCAUGAAAAAGAGAAGUAUCAGCCUUCCUACGAGACGACCAUCCUCACAGAGUGCUCGCCGUGGCCUGAGAUCACCUACGUCAGCAGCUCCCCGUCUCCUGGCUUCAACAGUUCUCAUAGCAGCUUCUCUCUUGGGGAUGGAAAUGGCUCACCCAAGCACCAGCCAGAGCCGCCCCCUCCUGUCACUGACAACCUCUUGCCGACAACCUCGCCUCAGGAAGCCCAGCAGUGGCUGCAUCGCAACCGGUUCUCCACGUUCACCAGGCUUUUCACCAACUUCUCAGGGGCAGAUUUACUGAAACUAACUAGAGAUGAUGUGAUCCAAAUCUGCGGCCCUGCAGAUGGAAUCAGACUUUUCAAUGCACUGAAAGGCAGGAUGGUGCGUCCCAGGCUAACCAUUUAUGUCUGCCAGGAGUCGCUGCAGUUGAGGGAGCAGCAGCAGCAGCAGCAGCAGCAGCAGCAGCAGCAGCAGCAGCCACAACAGAAGCAGGAAGAUGGAGACUCAAAUGGUACUUUCUUCGUGUACCAUGCUAUCUAUCUAGAAGAACUGACAGCUGUUGAAUUAACAGAAAAAAUUGCUCAGCUUUUCAGCAUUUCUCCUCAGCAGAUCAGCCAGAUUUACAAGCAAGGGCCAACAGGAAUCCACGUGCUCAUCAGCGACGAGAUGGUGCAGAACUUUCAGGAGGAAGCCUGCUUUAUUCUGGACACAAUGGAAGCAGAGGCCAGUGAUAGCUAUCACGUCAUUCUGAAGUAGGAGGAGCGCUCCACACUGGCUGCUGCUGCCGCCUGCACCUCCUGACGACUGCAGAUGGAAGGUCUUCAGGAGCCUGGCUCGUCAGACUGUCUGGGGUACUGUGCC
Acomys russatus (golden spiny mouse) is the source of this 1760-nucleotide messenger RNA. RefSeq names its product transcription factor CP2 (gene Tfcp2). The coding region runs from base 126 to 1655 and encodes 509 amino acids. The transcript has 15 exons. Gene Ontology annotation, cellular component: nucleus. Gene Ontology annotation, biological process: positive regulation of transcription by RNA polymerase II. Lineage: Eukaryota; Metazoa; Chordata; Mammalia; Rodentia; Muridae. The record is from RefSeq and is a predicted model, not a curated record. Gene Ontology annotation, molecular function: RNA polymerase II cis-regulatory region sequence-specific DNA binding; DNA-binding transcription activator activity, RNA polymerase II-specific.